Molecule: messenger RNA, 1299 nt
Organism: Lachancea fermentati
Lineage: Eukaryota; Fungi; Ascomycota; Saccharomycetes; Saccharomycetales; Saccharomycetaceae
Source: the annotation of a GenBank genome assembly
AUGGAUCAGUCGAACGCCCGAGUUGCAUACAUCCGGAUAGAUAACCUACCCCCCGGCAAAACCUGGAGGCAGGUCAAGUACUUGGUCGGGGGCAUGGUUCAUCAUACCAACAUUUUGCAGGUGAAAAUGCUUCCACCGGUGCAAUCCAUAGUGCCACCUUUCAUGCCGUUCCAGAGCUGCAUAGUGUCGCUCAAAAGGUCCGACAGCCAAUUGAACAGGCUGCUGAUCGACCUCAAUGGGUACACCUGGGACUAUUACCGGCUCGUAGCAUACGCAGUUCCGCCGCUCCACACUCCCAACGGUGGCGCCAUGGGCGAGCAGGCUCCUCCCAUGAUGAUGCCGUACGCACCGAUGCCCACCAUGUAUUUCCCCUCGGUCCAUCAAAGCUCGUUUUCUCGACAGUUGCAACAGUCCGGUAAGAAGAUGAAGCAAGUGUUCAGCGAGGAAAGCUUCCGCAAGCAAAUGACCGCGCGCGGCAUGUGGCAGUUGCUUUUGGAAGGGUUCCCACCGUGUCUGCAUUGGGAUGUGAGUUCGAAUGACACAUCCAGGAGGGCGUCGCAGUUGGAGCCCACAAUCACUAUACGCACCUCGCAUCCUGAAAAAUACGGCAAGUUGAAAUGGACGGUGUUGAAAGAUUUUAUAAAAUUGAAAUGCCAUAAACUGCUAGAGAUGGAAAGUACAGGUGCCACCGCCAACACCAGAGAGUUUUACGUGGGGGUGUACGAGGCGCAAGAGGUCAACGUGGAUGUGGAUUUGAAAGUUGACGAAAGUCGACCCAACCCGGCUCAAGAUUCAAACCAAGUGCACAGUGAAUCUCAGAGUGGGACGAAUCCACCACAUGAUACCCCACAAGAAGCUGAAGAAGCCAAGCAUAAUGAUCAGGAUCAUUACCAAAAUCAAAAUCGACUACAAAAUCAAAACUACGCAGAGGACCCCGAAAAAGACAAUGCUCAGUCGAGGGCGGGGACUCAAAAUCGCACAGCCUCCGGUAAGGUGUUGGAACAAGAAGAAGACAAAGCAAAUGGGGAGAAAAAGAAUACAGAAGAGCCGAAUGGAGGCAUCCCUCUUUUCGAAGCAAGCGAGCUAGAAAACCACCCGGAUGUUGAAGACGCCGCACACAGUUUAGAACAACUUUCAUUACAGCCCAGCCACCGAGUGGUGUCUGCCACGAUCUACAAAGCAAUAGUGGGGUUCCACUCGAGAGAGCUAUGUGACAUGUGUCUGGAAAGUUUGCAAGGACAAGAAUAUUCAUUAGGGUAUGUGUUGAACGUGACUGAGCUGCCCGCUUACGAGUGGUGA